UAAGAAUUGAUAGGCUCAUGAAUUUUAACUGGAUUUUAAUGUUGGGUUUUUCUCUUUAGAUUGAAUAAAGCUGAAAGGAGAGAAGUUGAAGGAAUUUUUUUAGUUUAAGUAGUGAUGGGGAAUCCAUUGUUUUAUGAGAUAUUGGAAAAACCAGCAACAAGCUGUAUAAUAGGAAUCUGUAGUGGAAUAUGGUAUUACAUCCAGAAGAAGAACAUUGGUUAUCAGCAUGUCGGUUUAAGUUACGAAACGGCGUUGGAAGGGCAAUAUUGGAGAGUAAUUACUUCAGCUUUUUCACAUAUAAGUGUUCAUCUUGUUUUCAAUAUGAGUGCCCUUUGGAGUCUUGGUGUUGUUGAGCAAUUAGGCCAUUUAGGCCUUGGAGUGGCUUAUUACCUUCAUUACACACUUGUUUUGGUUGUUGUGUCGGGGUUGCUCGUGUUGGGAAUGUACCAUUUGUUAAUUCAGCGGUUUAAGAUUGAGUAUUUCCGGCGAGUGACUGUUGUCGGUUAUUCUUGUGUUGUUUUUGGAUGGAUGACGGUUUUGUCUGUGAAGCAACCUUCAUCAAAGUUGGAUCUCUUUGGAUUCCUUUCGCUUCCUAUUAGUUUUGCGCCUUUCGAGUCGUUGAUUUUCACUUGGAUAAUUGUUCCGCAAGCAAGUUUUGUUGGACAUUUAUCUGGAAUCAUUGUGGGGUAUGCUAUAGCUUGGGGCUUGAUUCAUGGGAUGACCAGUUAUUGGGCAGCUUCCAUGGUGGGAUGGAUUGCAGUAGUUUCUGCAUUUAGUUUGAAACAUUCUGGUGCAUAUGAUUUCGAUUUUCUUGAGAUCGAAUCCAUUACAGAUCCUUCAUUGCCUUGUAUCCGGUUUAUCGGAGAUGGUAGAACCUUGCAGAUUAGUACAGUUCCGGUUGAAGGCAUUCAAAUUGUUUAGUUGGUUUGUGAAGAAUGAAGGUGGUGGUUUUGCU
This is a messenger RNA of Hibiscus syriacus, 955 nucleotides long. RefSeq names its product RHOMBOID-like protein 13. Gene Ontology annotation, molecular function: serine-type endopeptidase activity. NCBI's taxonomy places the organism in Eukaryota, Viridiplantae, Streptophyta, Magnoliopsida, Malvales, Malvaceae. The record is from RefSeq and is a predicted model, not a curated record. Bases 115 to 921 code for a protein of 268 amino acids. Gene Ontology annotation, cellular component: membrane. The transcript has a single exon.